This is a messenger RNA of Medicago truncatula (barrel medic), 1753 nucleotides long. Its product is annotated as nuclear pore complex protein NUP50A. NCBI's taxonomy places the organism in Eukaryota, Viridiplantae, Streptophyta, Magnoliopsida, Fabales, Fabaceae. The record is from RefSeq and is a predicted model, not a curated record. The transcript has 2 exons. Gene Ontology annotation, biological process: intracellular transport. Gene Ontology annotation, cellular component: nuclear pore. Bases 169 to 1482 code for a protein of 437 amino acids.
AAAAAAACGAACACAUUCGAUUUCGUUUCAUUGUAAGAAGAACUAAAACCCUAAAACAACGAAAACGAAGCAGCUACAUCAAUUCGUCGCAUCACUGAACUAUUCUUCUUCCCGGAAAACGCUUCCGGAAUCUCUCGUCGACCACCGGAAAACGAAGUUCUUUCUGUAAUGGGGGAUGCUGAGAAUGCCUUACAGUCGUCAAAGAAAAGGGCUGCUGGACGGGAGCUCACCCGAGACACUCCUAUUGACGAUGAGGAAGAUGACACUGACUUUGAAGCCGGGACUUUCAAGAAAGCCAGUGAGGAGGUUCUUGCAACCAGAAGAAUGGUCAAAGUAGUACGUCGCCAACAGAAAUCUGCUCCAAACCCUUUCGCUGGUAUACGCUUGCCUGCUCCUACUGAGUCCACUGCCAAGUCUGGUGAAGCUACUUCUGAAACGCAGCCAGAGAAAGCUAAGGAUGAAGAAACUAAGCAGCCAGAGAUAAAAGCUCCUGAGGUGGAGGACAAAUCUACUUCAAACAACGAUGUUGCAGACAGAAACAAUGCAGGUAAGGAUCUUGCGGAGAAGGAGACUGACAGUGACAACUCUAAGGUAGAUAAUGAACAGAGUAAGGAUGGAAGUAAGAUUGAAAAUGAGGAUAAGAAGGAAGUUGCUGAUAAGGAGAGUGCCGGCGAGAUCAAUAAAGAACCACCUACAGAAGAAAAAAAUACUGAGAACAGUGAUAAGAACGGAAAUAGUGAAAGCAAGGAUAAGGAAGACAAAGUAAGUGAAAGCAAGGAUAAGGAAGACAAAGUAAGUGACGAGCCUACUGCUGAAGGCGGCCCUUUCAAAUCAUUUCAACAACUUUCGAGCAAUCAAAAUGCCUUCACAGGUCUUGCUGGGUCUGGAUUUUCUUCUUCCUUAUUUUCCUUCGGAUCUACAACAAAUGAUGGGUCUGCUUUGGGUAGUGGGUCCAGUUCUAUUUUUGGAUUGAAACCUGACCAGCCUUUGGGUCUUGGUUUAUCUAACGCUGGAAGUUCUGGUUUUGGAACAUCAGGAGCAUCUGCUGUUUCCAAGACUGAAACACUGCAGGAAGUCGUUGUUGAAACCGGUGAAGAAAAUGAGGAAGUUGUUUUUAAUGCAGAUUCAGUGUUGUUUGAGUUUGCAGAUGGAGGUUGGAAGGAACGCGGAAAGGGAGAAGUGAAAGUGAAUGUAACUAGUGGAACAGAAAAGAAGGCCAGAGUUCUUAUGAGGUCUAAGGGAAAUUACAGAUUGAUUUUAAAUGCGCGUCUUUACCCUGAAAUGAAGCUAACAAAUAUGGAGAAGAAGGGUGUUACCUUUGCAUGUGCCACUGAAGGAAAAGACCGUCUUUCAACAUUUGCAUUGAAGUUCAAAGAUGGGUCCAUAGUGGAGGAUUUCAAGACUGCUAUCACAGCACACAAGGGUGAGGCAUCUACAAUUGUGAAGACUCCAGAGAACUCUCCCAAGGCUUCUGAUGUUUGAGCUAUAUAUCCCACAGUCACCCUUAUACUCAAUUUUCUCACAAAGUCAGUCUCCUUAGCUGUUGUUUUGUUGUUAUUGUGCCUUUGUAAGACGGAGUUAAUCACAUUUGAGACUUGUUGUACUUUAAUUUGAGUCAAACAUGCGGGUGGUAGAGGGUUUUAAUGUUCUGGAUAAAUCUUGGAUCUAUAAUACAAAAUAUUCGGUCACGAGAACUAUUUAGUGUUAUAUUUCUGGCAUUAAGCAUGAGGUAAUAAGUUAUUGGAUGAACCAA